Microtus oregoni (creeping vole) is the source of this 449-nucleotide messenger RNA. RefSeq names its product enhancer of rudimentary homolog. Bases 90 to 449 code for a protein of 119 amino acids. The record is from RefSeq and is a predicted model, not a curated record. NCBI's taxonomy places the organism in Eukaryota, Metazoa, Chordata, Mammalia, Rodentia, Cricetidae. The transcript has a single exon.
GGAAGAGGGAGGCAUGGAGUGCCCCUUCUUUCUCUCCAGAUGCACUAGCGAGCAGUUGGGACAAUAGCCGGGUGACGUGUUUCAGACCUAUGACUGAAAUUGACAAACUCGCUGCCUUGCUGUUCGCCGAACGUGGGUCUCACACCAUUUUGCUGGUACAGCCUACCAAGAGGCCAGAAGGCAGGACUUAUGCAGACUGUGAGUCUGUGAAUGAGUGCAUGGAAGGUGUUUGUAAGAUGUAUGAAGAACAUCUGAAAAGAAUGAAUCCCAACAGCCCCUCCAUCACAUAUGAUAUCAGUCAGUUGUUUGAUUUUAUUGAUGAUCUGGCAGAUCUCAGCUGUCUUGUUUACCAAGCUGAUACACAGACGUACCAGCCUUAUAACAAAGACUGGAUCAAAGAGAAGAUCUACGUGCUUCUUCGUCGACAGGCCCAACCAGCUGGGAAGUAG